GCAAAUAAAAUACCUAUGGACGCAAUUCUCAAGGCCGUGAAAACGUCAAUCAACUAUAUAUACUUUUGUUAUCAGUUGAAGUAUUUAUUAAAGAAACUCUUUGCUUACGGAGAAGUUAUAAACAUGUCGAAGCCAAAGGUUCUAGUUAAUCGAGACGAUAUUCCUACAGCUGGUUUAGAUCUUCUACGCACCAAAUGCAAGCUGACUAUUCUUCCGGGUUCAAAUUCAACCAGGGAAGAAAUUCUUCGAGCUAUACCUGGACAUGAUGGAUUUUAUUUUUUUGGCCAUGUUAAUGUCAAUACAGACUUUUUAGACAUUGCAGGACCUUCGCUGAAAGUAAUCUCAACAAUUUCUGCUGGAUUUGAUCAUCUUGACGUUCCAGAAAUAAAACGCCGAGGAAUUAAAGUAGGGCACACUCCAAUAGUGUUAAAUGCAGCAGUUGCGGAAAUUGCUGUAAUGCUACUUCUAAAUGCUGCUCGACGAGCUCAUGAAAGUCGAUCGUUACUUGAAAGAGGCAAGGUUGAAGCUAAACCACAAUGGCUCCUUGGUCAGGAUAUCCGAGGAUCUACAGUAGGGAUCGUAGGACUAGGAAUGAUCGGCUUAGCGAUUGCCAAUAGACUAGUUCCUUUUGAAGUCGGGCGAUUUUUAUACACCGGUCAUGCUCCUAAAAAAUCUGCCGAUGAAAUAGGGGCUGAGUUUGUGUCCCUGGAUGAUCUUCUCGAGCUUAGUGACUUUGUCAUCGUCGCAACUCCACUGACAAUCGAAACCCAUGGACUUUUUGACGACGCAGCUUUUGAUAAAAUGAAGAAAACUGCUGUAUUCAUCAACAUCGGUCGUGGAGCUGUUGUGAAAACAGACGCGCUUUUGAGAGCGCUUAAAGAAAAAAAAAUAUUCGCUGCUGGGUUGGAUGUUGUUGAUCCCGAGCCUCUACCCAAAGAUCACGAGUUAUUAACACUCCCGAAUUUAGAAAUAGUUCCUCAUAUCGGUAGCGCGACUAUAAAAACUCGCAGGGAUAUGGCAAUUGUUGCCGCGCAGAAUAUUACCAACGCUCUCGAGGGAAAACCUCUCGUUUAUCCGUUGUAACUUAAGUAAUUCCCAGCUUUUUAUAAGCAAUUUUUUAUACUUAAAUAAAAUUAAGUAUCAUCAAUAAAAUCAUUUAAUUUUUUCGAGGUUA
Messenger RNA from Cotesia glomerata, 1174 nucleotides. Its product is annotated as glyoxylate reductase/hydroxypyruvate reductase-like. Bases 16 to 1083 code for a protein of 355 amino acids. NCBI's taxonomy places the organism in Eukaryota, Metazoa, Arthropoda, Insecta, Hymenoptera, Braconidae. The transcript has 5 exons. Gene Ontology annotation, cellular component: cytosol. The record is from RefSeq and is a predicted model, not a curated record. Gene Ontology annotation, molecular function: hydroxypyruvate reductase (NADH) activity; hydroxypyruvate reductase [NAD(P)H] activity; glyoxylate reductase (NADPH) activity.